AUGUACGAGCGAGCCUGCGAACCUGUUGAUACCUGCGAGGUCGACCAACGCUCCUUUAAAGGAUAUCUUGCGCGCUGGAUGGCCGCAUCCACCCAGUUUGCACCCUUUUCCUAUGAUCUGGUGAUGCCAAAGUUACGCGCCUCAGCAAAUGCCGCAGCGAAGGCGUGCACAGGCGGUCCUAGGGAUGGCAUUUGCGGGUUGAAGUGGACUGAGCAGAGGUAUUCCGGGGAGCUGAAUGAUGUAGGCCAACAGAUGGCUGCGCUGGAAGUGAUCCAGUCAACACUAAUCGAGAAGGUUGAUCCACCCGUCUCGCAGGAGCAUGGGGGUACAAGUAAAGGCAAUCCAGCAGCCGGGUCAGAGAAUCCCCCACCUCCACCGGCCCAUAUCUUCACCCGUUCGAUCACGACGGGUGACCGGGUGGGCGCAGCAAUUCUCACCAUUUUUUUCUCACUGUUGAUAGUUGCCACAUUGGGUUGGGCGCUUUUGGACUCUCAUUCAUGA
Aspergillus calidoustus is the source of this 501-nucleotide messenger RNA. The record is from the annotation of a GenBank genome assembly. Lineage: Eukaryota; Fungi; Ascomycota; Eurotiomycetes; Eurotiales; Aspergillaceae.